AUGUAUAUAAUACUUUUUAAUUUACUUAUCGUGGCAGCUUCUACUACUACGUGUUUUGCAUUACCCAAGAAAAGAGCAUUCGAUGGUUGCUUGGAAGCAUCUUUUGCACCUACACCCGAUACGUGUGCCAAAUUCGAAUUUCAGGAUCAACCACGUGGAAUAUGCGUAGAACUUGGACGUGGUAGUACGGCGUUUGCUGAUAUCGACGGCUUCCCAGAUGUUGGAUCAGUCGACUCCAAGGUUACACAUGUAGCCAGCAUGGUUACCAAUGUGUUUGAAUAUGGCACCAAAGCGUUUAGUUAUGCUGAAUGUGCCAAUAUCGGUGACAUGCGUGGGUUCACGUGCGGCUAUAUUGGAUUCACGACAGGAACCAACGACGCAUCCCAAGUGGUAAAAACAUACACCGAGGAGAAGCCUGGAAAUGAGCUCGCUGGAUUUUUAAGUCGUCUAAAUGACUUGGAUGCGUUAGACACGUGUGAUUUAGGGGAAAGAGCCAGUACCAGUGGAUUGGAACAAUUUUGUGAUGCAUGGCGACGCGAAGCAUGUUUGGAUAACCACUUUGCCAAAGUGCAAGCCGAUUGGGCCUAUGAGCACUACGUGGUACCAAGUGCAAGAAUUGCUGCAUCCGUUGGCGUACAUAGCCCACUUGGUCAACUUGUUUUUUAUGAUGCCAUUAUUCAACAUGGAUACCAGUUUACCGAGCCCCAUAUCAACGUCCUACGUUUGCUAGAAUUAACCGGACCUCGUCAACAAGAUGAAAGCGAGCAACAAUAUUUGACACGUUUCUUGACAACACGUCGACAAAUGCAAUGUUGUUAUCCUGAUGGUGUUUGGCCUGCCAGUGCCACGCGUACCAUUGAUUUACAAAGCCUUGUGGAUCAAUUUGAUGCUCUCCAAAAUCUAGAUAGACCUCUUGUACUUAAUCGCUUUGGUCAAACAGUGGAUCCAAAUGAACCUGCUGUUCCAAACAGUAACUCAUGCAGCGGUGUUGUCGCAUGA
This is a messenger RNA of Lichtheimia ornata, 999 nucleotides long. RefSeq lists its product as uncharacterized. The transcript is spliced from 6 exons. Lineage: Eukaryota; Fungi; Mucoromycota; Mucoromycetes; Mucorales; Lichtheimiaceae. Bases 1 to 999 code for a protein of 332 amino acids. The record is from RefSeq and is a predicted model, not a curated record. Gene Ontology annotation, molecular function: chitosanase activity. Gene Ontology annotation, cellular component: extracellular region. Gene Ontology annotation, biological process: carbohydrate metabolic process.